AUGUGCCAUACCGUAAUCGCUCAGCGGAUGUGCAAGGAUUGCCGCCAUAGCCUAGGCGAGACGGUCAUCGACUUCACCCGCUGUGCUCGUAAAUGCUCGAGCCCUUUCUACUGUCUUACCCCUGAGCCUCAGAUGGAGCUAUGUAACCUCUGUGCUGCGACAGCGACACUGUCUACACCGGUACUCGCACAGCAUGCUCUCGAGAACACGACCGCUGCAGCUGCAGCCGCCGCAUCGGCUGGUACAAGACUCUACGAUCACUCAAUCGCAAAGGCAACGGCCUAUCCAGGACCUGGAGUAGUCCGUCACACUGCAGCUCUCUAG
Fusarium coffeatum is the source of this 324-nucleotide messenger RNA. RefSeq lists its product as uncharacterized. Bases 1 to 324 code for a protein of 107 amino acids. The transcript has a single exon. The record is from RefSeq and is a predicted model, not a curated record. NCBI's taxonomy places the organism in Eukaryota, Fungi, Ascomycota, Sordariomycetes, Hypocreales, Nectriaceae.